AAAGAUGCAGGGCAACAAGGGUUUUGCGAUGGAGAAGCAGAAUCACACUCCGCGAAAGCAACAUCAGCACCACCAGCAGCAACAACAGCAGCAGCAGCAGCAACAGCAGCAGUCUGGCCCAGCUAAUGGGCAGCAGGCCAACAGCCAAAAGCGAUUCUGUACCUUAUUCCCCUCAGAUGAAGGCCUGACAAUUGAUUUGAAGAAUUUCCGAAAGCCUGGUGAAAAAACCUUCACUCAGAGGAGUCGCCUCUUUGUGGGCAACCUGCCUCCUGAUAUCACAGAGGAAGAGAUGAGGAAGCUGUUUGAAAAAUAUGGGAAGGCAGGCGAAGUAUUCAUUCAUAAGGACAAAGGCUUUGGCUUUAUAAGGCUGGAAACUCGAACUCUGGCUGAGAUAGCCAAGGUGGAGUUGGACAACAUGCCUCUACGUGGGAAGCAGCUGCGUGUGCGCUUUGCAUGCCAUAGUGCCUCACUGACUGUCAAGAACCUGCCUCAGUUUGUGUCUAACGAGCUCCUGGAAGAGGCUUUUUUGAUGUUCGGACAGGUGGAGAGGGCUGUCGUGAUUGUGGAUGACAGAGGCAGGCCUUCUGGGAAAGGCAUUGUGGAAUUUUCAGGGAAACCAGCUGCUAGAAAAGCCCUAGACAGAUGUAGUGAAGGGUCCUUCUUGCUAACUACGUUCCCUCGGCCUGUUACUGUGGAACCCAUGGACCAGUAUGAUGAUGAGGAAGGUUUGCCAGAAAAACUGGUCAUCAAAAAUCAACAAUAUCACAAGGAGCGUGAGCAGCCUCCUCGGUUUGCACAGCCUGGCUCCUUUGAAUACGAGUAUGCCAUGCGUUGGAAGGCCCUAAUUGAGAUGGAGAAGCAGCAGCAAGAUCAAGUGGACCGAAACAUCAAAGAAGCACGGGAGAAACUGGAGAUGGAGAUGGAGGCAGCUCGUCAUGAGCACCAGGUCAUGCUCAUGAGGCAAGACUUAAUGAGGCGCCAAGAAGAAUUGAGGAGAAUGGAGGAGCUGCACAAUCAGGAGGUGCAGAAGCGUAAACAGCUGGAACUUAGGCAGGAGGAGGAGCGCAGACGCCGUGAAGAAGACAUGAGGCGGCAGCAGGAGGAAAUGAUGAGGCGACAGCAGGAAGGAUUCAAGGGUGGAUUCUCUGAUGCGAGGGAGCCUCCAGAUAUGCGAAUGGGACAGAUGGGCAUGGGAGGUGCUAUAGGCAUGAAUAACAGGGGGACAAUGGGGGGCACCAGCGUUCCAGCAGGACCGCCUCCAGCAACUGGUCCUGGUCCAAUGAUUCCUGAUGGAGCCAUGGGAAUGACUCCGCCGCCACCUACGGAUCGCUUUGGCCAGGGCACUGCAAUGGAAGGACUUGGAACUAUGGGAGGAAAUGCACCAGGAUUCAACAGAGGAGCUCCUGGGGGAGAUUUUGGCCCAAACAAGCGUCGCCGAUACUAAUUGGGGUGGGGGGAGUGUUGACAAUGCCUCAGCCACCUCCCCAGAGGGGCUGGCCUUGGCAAAGGGGUACAUCCAGACUUUGUAAAGGGUUUAGUAAACGCCACAAGGUGCAUUCCUACAAACCACAAUGUGAAAAUGGAUCCCAGGAGGCUUCAGUAGCUGUGUAGUGUCAGACCAGGCUAGGACCUUGCUGUCUUUCUCAUUCCCAAGCACCUCGGCACAGGUUCAGCCCUCCCACCUCAGCUGCAGUUGCAGGAUUUCCUGUUUAACCUCAGCCUUCUGAAGGCAUGUCUUCAGAGUGCCGGGGCAGAGCCUGUAGGUAUUAUGUACACGUGGGUAGCUUCAAAUGGCUUAUCAUGUGGGGGGGGGGGAUUUUUAAGGAAAAAAUGUGUAGCUUUUUACUUUAUUUUCUGGACCAUUCUUCUUUACUGUAGCUGGUUGGUGCAGGCAGGAGGGGCAGGUAGUGGUGGUGGUUUGCAGAUGAAUUAUUCAAUGUGUUGUACCAUUCUUUAUUUUUUACUGGUAGAAAAGUACAAUCUAUUGGACAAGAGAAUCCUACAAUUUCCUGUUAAAGAUUCAGUUGAAACAAUUUGUGUAACCCUAACCUUGCCUGUCUUGUGUAGAAGUAUGAGACUUUGUGUGAACCUGAGCUGUAAUUGUCCACUAACAGGUUGAGUUUGUCUGAAGACUGUUUCAGGAAUGCACAUUAAAAGGGAUUUUAAGCCUU
Messenger RNA from Euleptes europaea (tarantolino), 2171 nucleotides. It is a transcript of the gene NONO, whose product is annotated as non-POU domain containing octamer binding. Gene Ontology annotation, molecular function: RNA binding. Gene Ontology annotation, cellular component: nucleus. Gene Ontology annotation, biological process: regulation of DNA-templated transcription. Lineage: Eukaryota; Metazoa; Chordata; Lepidosauria; Squamata; Sphaerodactylidae. The transcript is spliced from 10 exons. The record is from RefSeq and is a predicted model, not a curated record. The coding region runs from base 5 to 1444 and encodes 479 amino acids.